Messenger RNA from Electrophorus electricus (electric eel), 2025 nucleotides. RefSeq names its product membrane bound O-acyltransferase domain containing 4 (gene mboat4). The record is from RefSeq and is a predicted model, not a curated record. Gene Ontology annotation, cellular component: endoplasmic reticulum membrane. Lineage: Eukaryota; Metazoa; Chordata; Actinopteri; Gymnotiformes; Gymnotidae. Gene Ontology annotation, molecular function: serine O-acyltransferase activity. Gene Ontology annotation, biological process: lipid modification; peptidyl-serine octanoylation.
AUGGGUCUUCUGUCAUUAAUUUUGCAUGAAAAUCUACAGCUGGUCUAUCAAUUACUCACUAUACCUUUUGCUUUGCUGUUCUACUGUUUAGCUACACAAGGGUGUCUCACCUUGAUUAACAGGCAUGUCUGUCUGAUGCUGGGAGGAUUCCUGCUUGCUGUUUUAACCAUGGGCCCAUAUUGCAUAUUACUCUUCAUCACGUCCAUCGUUUUUGUGCUGCUGGUGUUCCUUGUGGGACCAGCUCACAUUCACCCUUGGAUUUUUGGACUGCAGAUGUGCUGGCAAACGUUCUGGCACUUCUAUAUUCAGUACCAACAAUACUGGCUCCGAGAUGCUAUGGAUCCCAGGCUUUCUCUGGCUAUGUCUGCUCUAAUGCUUCUCAGCCAAAGAGUCACAUCUGUAUCAAUGGAUCUCCAGGAAGGAAAAGUCGCUGGGCCUUUCAACAGAAGCUUCAGAAACCAAGUCUCUUCCAUCAUUCCUUUCUUGAGCUACGCAUUCUAUUUCCCUGCUCUUCUUGGAGGACCGCUUUGCCCAGUCAACACUUACAUGACCUUCGUGGAGCAGAUAACCAUCACUCCACCACCUUCUCCUCUCACCAUUCUGCCUUCCAAGCUAUUGCAGGUGCUGGCCCUGACAGCUCUCAAAUAUCUUCUCGCAAGCUUUCUACAGUCAAGCCGUUUGAGGUCCAGCAGCCCCGUUGGAUCUCCCGGCAUACCGUGGAUCUGGGUAUUCUCCCUGGUGCUCAGACUCAACUAUUAUGCACACUGGAAAGCGAGCGAAUGUCUCAACAACGCGGCGGGGCUGGGCUUCAGCGGGCGUGGCCCAAGCGGAGGCGCAGUGUGGGACAGGCUUUCCGAUGGGGAUGCAUGGGAGAUCGAGUCGUCAAUCCGCAUAUCGGCGUUUGCCCGCCGCUGGAACGCUACAACGGCUACCUGGUUGCGCAGACUGGUGUUCCACAGGAGCAGUGGGGCUUGGCUGCUCGCCACGUUCGCCUUCUCGGCUCUGUGGCACGGACUGCACCCAGGCCAGGUCAUGGGGUUUCUCGGAUGGGCCAUAGCGGUAUUAGCAGACCACAGGCUACAUGCACAUGUUGGCCCGAGGCUCAGCACGCCUUGGAGGAAGGGUUUAUUCACUUGCUUAAGCUGGGCCUACACUCAGGUCGUCAUUGCUUGGGUCGUUGCCGUCACUGAACUUCGGAGUUUUGAGACAGCCUCAUUGCUGGGUACAACACCCAUUUCUUUGUUUCCACUUGCAAGUGUUGUGAUAUUGAUUAUUCUGUAAUAAGUCAAUUAAGCUUGUGAUAUUCAGUAAUAGAUUCCUUUUAUUUUACAAGCAUAUGACCUAUCUUAAUUAUAUACGUAUGAUUCUAUAUAAUGUUUCCGUGUCAGAUUCUUUUAAGAUAGUGACGCUCCUAUUUCCACUUCCAUUGGAUAUUGAACUAUUUGAGUGAUACUGCCAUCUAGUGGAUAACAAAAAGGUUUAAGUAGUGUUACGAUCUUAUUAUGAUCGUUCGGCCUAGAAAAAGGAAAAAAAUCAUAUAUAUAUAUAUAUAUAUAUAUAUAUAUAUAAUUCUGGGUAACUGCAGUGUACUGUAGUAAGAGAUGACAAGUAAGAGACAACAGGUGUUCAACAAUAUAAAGAUUACAUUUCUUACAAGUAGAAAACUCCUGCAGUGAUGCCUGAGGAGGAAUGGGAGGUGACGACUGAUCUUUUUGUGUUAAUUAUUUUGGUGGCUAUGUUAAUAAAUGUGCAUGUACCACAUCUAGAGCAGUUGCAGGCUAGAGUACCACAGCUAUUAUCUGAAUGGUCAUUUAUCUGACUCUUGAUCAGCAUGGCUAUGACGUUUUUGUCUUAAUACAAUUUUUGUUUUUGUAAAAUUGUAUUACAUUUUUGGCAUUUAUUAUUUUAUUACAAAUUUUAAUUCAGUGUUCUUGGCAUCUUUUAGUAGAUUACAAUGGAAAUUAAACUAUGGACUUUGUAGGGUUUUUUUGACUCUUAAAUGCUUAUAAGUUCUGAAAUAAUGCA